AUGUAUAUAAGAGAACAAGAUGAAGACAUUUCAACAGAACCUGUAGUUUACAUAUGUGGAGAAUGUGGAAUUGAUACAAUAAUACCACCAAAUGCCUCACUCAGAUGUAAAAACUGUGGUUCAAAGAUAUUCUUUAAAAAACGAAGUAGAAGAGUAAUGCAAUAUGAAGCUCGUUAA
Plasmodium relictum is the source of this 177-nucleotide messenger RNA. Its product is annotated as transcription activator, putative. Gene Ontology annotation, biological process: DNA-templated transcription. Gene Ontology annotation, molecular function: DNA-directed RNA polymerase activity; zinc ion binding; DNA binding. Gene Ontology annotation, cellular component: RNA polymerase I complex; RNA polymerase II, core complex; RNA polymerase III complex. The coding region runs from base 1 to 177 and encodes 58 amino acids. NCBI's taxonomy places the organism in Eukaryota, Apicomplexa, Aconoidasida, Haemosporida, Plasmodiidae. The transcript is spliced from 3 exons. The record is from RefSeq and is a predicted model, not a curated record.